GCCCGAUUUACCUCUGGCCAGUGGCGGGGAAGCUAAAAGAAACGAUUUCAGAAGCAGAGUUUGAUUGAGGAAAUCACUGGGUUGCUCUGUUUUUUUCCUCUUCUUUUCCCAAAAUAGUUGUUGGGCGUGCCCUGGAAAGCUAGGAAGAAAUCAAAGGGCCGAACGGGUGCGCUAUGAAUUCAUUUCUAAGCCGAGCAUUGGCAAAAACUGCAUCAUCGCUUGCCACAACGAAGCGGCGUCGGUUUCUACAGCAACCCUCUCUCUUUCUGCAAUCUUACGCCGCCGCCGCUAAAACCGCCUCUGCCGGCAAUAGUGCAAGUCGUAAAACUACUUAUAAGCUGGAAAAGCCCAAGGUGUUUGAGCCCACCACCGCCACCACUGGAAAGCCCGAACCCGGAGAAAAGCCAGCUCCUAAGGCGUGGGAGAGGCCGAGCGAGAUUCCGUUUCAGGCCAAGGUAGCCAAUUCGGUGAACCUGAUCGGCAAAGUUCACAUUCCAGUCCAGUUCGAAGCCUCUCCUGACGGCAAGUACUGGGCUGGGACCGUUAUCACCCAGGACCAUCCUUCUGACUCUUCCCAACUUUGGAUUCCAAUCAUUUUUGAAGGUGAUUUGGCUCAUAUUGCUGCUUGUCAUUUGAAAGAAAAGGAUCGUGUUCAUGUAGCUGGCCAACUGAGUGCAGAUCCGCCUCUUGUGAAUACAAGUCAGGGUCAGGCCAAUAUUCAGGUUAUAGUGAAUAGCCUCAACUUCGUCCAGGGAUAUCCUCAAAUGAAGAAAAGUUUUACAUCUCAUGAAAAAGAGAUACCAUUACAAAAUUCUGAUGGUGCAGAGAAAAGUGGGGACCCAGUAUUAAAUUCUUGGAGAGAACUUCUUGAUGAUCCAAAUCAAUGGUGGGAUUAUCGUGAUAGUAAGCGCAAUGGAUCGGUGAAUCCAAGAUACCCUGAUUUUACAAAUAAGGUUGGCGGUCAAGGACUUUGGCUUUGGAGCGCACCAAAAUGGGUUUUGUCAGAACUUGAAGGAUUAAAGUUUGAUGUUCAAACCCAAAAAUCAAAACAAGUAAAGCAGCAAAAAGGUGAGUAUGGAAAAUAUUUCGUAUUCAGUAUCCCACAACUGUGCAUAAGAAUCGCAAUGUGACGGGGUGGGUUUCUC
This is a messenger RNA of Alnus glutinosa, 1145 nucleotides long. Its product is annotated as protein OSB2, chloroplastic-like. The transcript is spliced from 5 exons. The record is from RefSeq and is a predicted model, not a curated record. Gene Ontology annotation, cellular component: mitochondrial nucleoid. Lineage: Eukaryota; Viridiplantae; Streptophyta; Magnoliopsida; Fagales; Betulaceae. Gene Ontology annotation, biological process: mitochondrial DNA replication; positive regulation of helicase activity. Bases 174 to 1130 code for a protein of 318 amino acids. Gene Ontology annotation, molecular function: single-stranded DNA binding.